This is a messenger RNA of Plasmodium malariae, 1098 nucleotides long. RefSeq names its product glyoxalase I, putative (gene GloI). The record is from RefSeq and is a predicted model, not a curated record. Gene Ontology annotation, molecular function: lactoylglutathione lyase activity; metal ion binding. Bases 1 to 1098 code for a protein of 365 amino acids. Lineage: Eukaryota; Apicomplexa; Aconoidasida; Haemosporida; Plasmodiidae. The transcript has a single exon.
AUGGAAAAAAAGAAUGUUUUGAUGCUGGGAAAAAAGUACAAUAUAACAUGGCAACAAACUAUGUUGCGUAUUUAUGAUCCAAAAGAAACAGUUGAGUUUUAUGAAAAGAAUUUUGGAAUGAUUAAUAUUCAUACAUAUCAUUUUAAGGAAUAUAAUUUUUCCUUAUAUUUUAUGAUAACACCUCCAUAUGAUGAAGAAGAAAGGAAGAAAUUACCUACACCCAACACAAAAGAAUCUGAAAAGUAUUUGUGGGACUUAAAAACAGUAUGUUUAGAACUAACAUAUAAUCAUAACAGUAAUGAAAAGUUAAGUAAUGGGAAUAAUGAAAAUGACAAGGGGUUUGGGCAUAUUGCAUUUAAUUGCCAUGAUGUUGUAGAAUUAUGUGAUUUUCUUUUUAAAGAAAAGAAUGUAAAAUUUCAUAAAUUACCACAUGAAACCAAAAUGAAAACUAUUGGUUUUGCUCUUGACCCAAACAGUUAUUGGAUUGAAAUAGUUAGAAGAUCAAGUCAAGUUAAAUGGGAAAGUAAUCAUACUAUUACCAAUUUUUCUCAAACAAUGAUUAGGAUUAAAAACCCUAAAAAAAGUUUAUAUUUCUAUAUACAUUUAUUAGGUAUGAAAUUAAUACAUAUAAAGCACAAUUCCGACUUUUCCUUGUAUUUUUUAAAGUCCAGUUAUUUGAAUGAUGAAAAUGAAUUAAAUGAUCAUAAGAAAAUAGGAAAGGAACCAACACAAGAAGAAUACAAUUUUGAAAUACUAAGGAAUUCUUAUCAAUCCAAUGAAGAUUAUGAAAAUUUUAAAAUGUCUUGGGAGCCUGUUUUAGAAUUAACACAUAAUCAUGGUACGGAAAAUAAUGAUAAUUUUUCGUAUCAUAAUGGAAAUACAGAACCCAGAGGUUUUGGUCACAUCGGGUUUUUAGUAAACGAUUUAGAGGGGUAUUGUAAAGAGUUAGAAAAUUUGAAUAUUCCUUUUAAAAAAAAAGUACACGAAGGGAUAAUGAAUAAUAUCGCUUUUGUCUAUGACCCUGAUAACUACUUGGUUGAGUUAAUUCAAAGGGGCACGUCAUUCAGUGUAACUAAAGAGAAAGAGGUAGAGGAGUGA